UAUAUAAGCCGGGACGGGCUAAUCCUUGAUCCUAUAUGGCAAACCUAACGACAAGCAGAACAAAAAAAAGAAGACGAUAGAGAAGUUUGAAGAAGCACUGACUCGUCUAAAAUGCAAGCUGGACUCAGUUUUUUCGACAAAAAAGCCCCAGAUGUUGUUGUUCGCAGCCUCUUCGAAAAAUAUGAUACGAAUGGAAAUGGUAAACUGGACGAAAAAGAAAUGCAAACCUUAUUAGAAGAAGAUUUAGGGUUGGAUCGAGAACAAACUGGGGUGUACAUUCCUCUUGUUGACAAGAACGGUGACCAUGAUGUCUCCUUUGAAGAAUUCAGCGACUGGCUUCGCAGCGAAGAACAUUUUCAAAUUUUACACGACCAACGAAUGUUUGAGAAACUGUCCAAAGCCUUCAGAUAUUUCAAGAGUUUUACCGCAGAUGACGGCGACACGCUCGAUCGAGUUCAGUUUGAAAAACUGAUGAAGUUCUUUGGAUAUGAAACCAUCGACAUGGAUCAAGCUUUCGCGAAAGUUGACAAAGACAAAAAUGGGGCCGUGUCUUUUUGGGAGUUUAUGGUUUGGUUAAAAUGGGUGCCAGUUCUGAACUAAUGAACUUUCAAGAACUGCUCAAUCAAGCCGGUUCUUGUUACAAUAGAUCAGAGGUGUGAAGUUACCGAAAACAAGAGAACAAAAUUAUAUGAGUUUAGUAGCUAUAGACCACCAAUAAUUUUGUAAGAGGCCACAUAUAUCAAUCGAUUCUGCCCCCUUCUCCAGGUUACAUAACAUCGUCGUUUGGAAUCGAGUGUCAAAUUUCCAAAUCUUAUAAAGAAAAUCCUUACAUGAUUUGGUUUUAUCAACUGAGUUAAUUGAUAAUACAAACAACCUUAACUUAAAAAACCUGUUACGUAAGAUUUCUCAAUCAUCACAAUUAUAUCGACAAUGUAUCUAUUUAUUUAUAUCGUAUUUAUUCAGCUUAGAUGUACAGUUUGUUUUCAUGAAACAUCCCAUUUUGGUUGUAUAACAUUCGUUAAGUUGUUGAACAUGUACAUAGUUCAAUUUCAUUCACAAAACACUUUUUUUGCCAACUAUAUGCUGGUAUAUUUAUUAAAGAAGCGCAAUUGCUUGUUGCUAUAAAAUGCCAUUUUUGACUUACGCGAAAUCAAAGGUAAUGAUGAUGGAAAGAGAGACCCUCUGUUUUCCUUCUUUGUUCUGAUGCCUCAGUGAUUUCCACUGUACGGCCGCCGAAUUAAAAUUAAACAAAACAUCUGCAAGUAACACAAAUCAAAUA
Stylophora pistillata is the source of this 1279-nucleotide messenger RNA. RefSeq lists its product as uncharacterized. The record is from RefSeq and is a predicted model, not a curated record. NCBI's taxonomy places the organism in Eukaryota, Metazoa, Cnidaria, Anthozoa, Scleractinia, Pocilloporidae. Gene Ontology annotation, molecular function: calcium ion binding.